Alternaria burnsii is the source of this 2472-nucleotide messenger RNA. RefSeq lists its product as uncharacterized. NCBI's taxonomy places the organism in Eukaryota, Fungi, Ascomycota, Dothideomycetes, Pleosporales, Pleosporaceae. The transcript has 5 exons. The annotation marks the transcript as partial. The record is from RefSeq and is a predicted model, not a curated record.
AUGGUCGCGACUAUGGAGGCAGAUAUAGAUACCAACUACGAGAUGAAAGAUCUCCAGAACUCGCUGCGGAACGCGACUCUCGAACUUAGUCUCGAGCGGAGCAAGCACUCGGUCGAAGCGGUAGUCAAAGACGAGGAAAUCCGGAAGUUGCGGGUCGCCCAGUGCCUCCUGCAAGACGACAACAGCGAUCUCCACGAACAACUCGAAGACGAGCAGGCACGGUCUGAUGAGCUAGAGGCAUCCCUCGAAGAGGCCCUUGCGCAGUUGGACGAGCAACGAGCAGAGGCAGAGGCAGCGCAAAACACCAUCCGCACCCAGGCGCGGGAAGUCGCCAAUCUCAAGGCCGAGCUCAAGGCUAUGGAGAACGUCACAUCCGACUCCAACAAGAUCCUCUCCGACAAACUCGCCCUCUCCCGCGAAAUCUCAUCAUUACGCCCUGAAGUCGAACACCUACGCGCCCAAGUCGAAUCCAACACUGGCCUCCUUGCCGAGAAACUCGCGUUGCAACGCCAGAUGGCGACGCUGCAAGUAGAGCUCGAGAACGAGAAACGGACUUCCGCCCGGACAAUCGCCAAGCAGGGCAAGAAGAUGGAGCAAGACGAAGACCUCCGAAACGAGCUAGAGGAAGCGCGCAACCAACUUGCAACCGAGAAGAAGGACCGGAUGAAGGCCGAGGCAGGACUUACAAAGGCAGAGAAGGCUAUGGAGAAGGUGCAGGCCGAUCUGGAGUCACAACAACAGGCGACCGAAAGUCUGCAAGCCAAGGUUGAGAGCCUGUCUAAGAAGGAAGCCAGCAAGGCUGCUAAAUACAGUGAGGCUCAAGAUGCUGCGAUUGAACAACUUCGCCAGGAACUGGAACAAGAAAAGGCUGCUCGUAUUCAAGCAGAAAAGGCCAGCAAAAAUGCUGCCACCCGCGACGCGGAGAUUGAAGAGCUUCGACAGGAACUAGAGCAAGAGAAGCGCGAGCGUCAAAAGGCAGAGAAGACAGCGAAGAAAGCUUCACAGUCCUCGCAACAACCAGACGAUCAAGCCGAAGCCACAAGGCGAGAACUAGAAGAGGAAAAGCGAGAGCGCAAGAAGCAAGAGAAGGAAUACACCAAGACUCUAGCUGAGCUCCAAGGCAAGAACGCCGUCCUUGACGACAAACUUGGUGCCUUCCGUGAGAAGCUACGAACGACAAAGGAGAAGCUCAAGGAGAAGGAGGCCGAACUCGAGAGAGCAGAUAGGGCACAAACUGCGCCACCAACCAAGAGCAUGGCGCCUCCUGCCACCAAGCCCGCGAAGAAUGCUCGGAAGCGCAUGGCUGCUACGGCUGAACCAGAGACUAUGCUAGGUACGCCUGGUGACGGAUUUCCUGCGAAGAAGGCGAAGCGCGCCACUUCUGUCACAGCUGUUGGCGACACAUCGACAUUCUCUCUCACGCCCUUUUUGAACAAGACGUCUAGCAUUGCACUUGGUAGUCCCAUUGUCGAGGAGGAAGAGGAUGACGAAGCUGAGCAAGAGGUCGAGGAUUCGAUGCAAGAACAUGCCACACCAACGGCACCGCCCAAGAAAGCUCUCAAGCAACCAAAGCCUAAAGCCCUGGCUCCAUCCGCGUCGAGCAAAGCGAAUGCAAAACCCCGCAAUAAGAAGAAUGCCGCCGCCGCCACCGUCAACCCAGCUCUCGAAAUAGUAUCCGAAGAAACCGAAGACGCGCCUGAAAACGCAGCACCACAGAAAGUAGCAACCAAGGACUCGGAUGGGCCCUCGAAGAAAUCCAACAGCAAAAUGAUGAAGCCUCGCAAAUCACUCAUGUCCUUUGCCACUUUUACCGAAGAACCGGCUGCCGAAAAGAAGAAGAAGCGGAAAUUGGGCGCUACGGCGGGCAAGACACUUUUCGAUACCGAGGGCGAAGGGGACGAUGCAGAGGAUGCUGGUGUGCCCAGCUUGAAACCGAGGCGAGGCGCCCAUGGCCUCUAUAAAUCGACUCGUCUUGUAAUCUCCAGACUUCUCUCCGCUAUCUCGCCUCAUACUCGCCCGUUUCCCCCAGGGAUCAACACAGUAUACCCGAAGAUGGAGCUCGAAUGUGAAGCAGACGAAGGACCAGUCUUCUUUUUCGAGAGCGACGAGAGCAAUGGUUUCCUAAGCCAAGCAUUCCUCAGCUCUAUUGAACUCCACGACAUUAAGUUCAAUUGCAAUGAGCAGUAUUUCCAAACAGCCAAAGCAGGAUUCUUCAUCAGGGACAACUAUGAGAUUUUCAGAGCCGUAAGGAACGCGACGGAUCCUAAAGAACAAAAGGCUCUAGGCAAGCACAUUAAGGCCAACGACGCCUCCUGGGCGCAGCAUUGGGUGAAGAUAUUGGCAUAUCGAGUUAUCAGGGUUGCAGCCCGUCUGAAGUUCACAGUAUCAGAACAUGCACCCAUGCCUGCGCAGAAGCUCAUCGCUACGGGACAUCGAGAGCUUGUCAUGGCAGAUCCAGAUGAUGCGUUCUUG